AUGGAUGAGGUAGAAGAAGACUACAUUGACAUGGAAGUAACUUCUUUCACAAACCUUGUACGCAAAACUCUCAUCAACAACAACCCUCGAGAGUUCGAGUUCCAAAUGUCUCAUCUUUGUCCUCUCGAGACAGACACAACCACUUCUCCCGCAGACGAGCUCUUCUACAAAGGCAAGCUUCUCCCUCUUCACCUGCCUCCACGUCUCCAAAUGGUCCAGAAGCUUCUAGAAGAUUACACCUUUGACGACGAAUUCUACAGCAUGGCCUUAGCCACCGGAAUGGUUACUACUCUGGUGACGAGCAACACUCCGUUCGAGUCUUGCACCGUAGUCUUGUCAAAUUCAUUGGAGGAUGAUGAGAAGAAGAAAUAUUGGCGCAAGAAACUGAGAUUGAUCAAGCACUUGAGUUUUGGAACGAAGAUUAAAGCUUCGAGAGCUUACUUAAGAUCCUUCUUUGGAAAAUCAAGCUGUUCAGAUGAGUCAAGAGUUUCUGACGAAGGAUCUAUUUUGAGAUAUUCGCGAAUGCAGCCUCCUUUUGGAGAAAUCAAAACAGAGAGACCUAAAAAACAGAGUAAUAGUUCUAUUUGCCCGAGCCAUAGGACAUCGUUUUCGAGUUCCAACAACAAAUCAGAGACUAGCUUAGGGUUUCGGCCGUUGCAGUUUUUGAAGAGUUCGAGCUCAGAGAUUGAGAAUUCUAUUCAAGGAGCUAUCUUGCAUUGCAAGCAAUCUCAGCAACAAAAGCAGAAGAAGUGUACUGUAAAUGAGGUCGGAUUCUGUUCGUUGUCAGCUUCAAAAAUCGCAGCGACGGAUGAUCAAGAACGGGCUCAGCUGUUUAGGGGUUAA
Thlaspi arvense is the source of this 843-nucleotide messenger RNA. The record is from the annotation of a GenBank genome assembly. NCBI's taxonomy places the organism in Eukaryota, Viridiplantae, Streptophyta, Magnoliopsida, Brassicales, Brassicaceae.